Messenger RNA from Colletotrichum abscissum, 1104 nucleotides. RefSeq names its product TfdA family Taurine catabolism dioxygenase TauD. NCBI's taxonomy places the organism in Eukaryota, Fungi, Ascomycota, Sordariomycetes, Glomerellales, Glomerellaceae. The transcript has 5 exons. Bases 1 to 1104 code for a protein of 367 amino acids. The record is from RefSeq and is a predicted model, not a curated record. Gene Ontology annotation, cellular component: cytoplasm. Gene Ontology annotation, molecular function: 2-oxoglutarate-dependent dioxygenase activity.
AUGUCUACAACCACUACAACCGAAACUCACGCUGAGACGGCACCCGUCAAGCUGGCCUUGGCAUACGAUGAUAAGAUCCACGAUCAAUACAAAUACGCCCAAUACUUGCCGGUGUACGACGAAAAGACAUCCUUCCCCCCGCUACAGCCAUUCGAGUUCAACGACCGCGGUCUCGCAGCGAACAAGGAGAAGCUAAAUCUCCUUCCGAGGGACAACAAAGAGAUCAAGGCCACGAAGCUGACACCAGUCAUUGGCACCGAGAUUCGAGGCUUGCAACUAUCUCAGCUGAACGACAGACAGAGAGACGAGCUUGCACUUCUCAUCGCGGAGCGCGGCGUCGUCGUGUUCCGAGACCAAGACUUCAAGGACAUCAGCAUCGAGAAGCAAAAGGAAUUCGGGGAAUACUUUGGUCCUCUCCACAUCCACCCCGUCGGCGCGCAUGUCAAGGACCAUCUCGAGCUGCACAACAUCUACCUGGGUCCGGACAAUGAGUAUCGCAACCGAAGCAAGAGCAACAAACUCUCGACCAUCGGGUACCACUCAGACGUGUCGUAUGAGCACCAAUCACCGGGCGUCACGAUCCUUACACUUCUCUCUGUACCUGAGACGGGCGGCGACACGGCGUGGGUUUCUCAGACGGCGGCGUAUGCGCGAUUGUCGAGGCCGAUACAAGCUCUUCUCGAGGGUUUGAGAGCAGAACACAGCGGCUUUCCCCAAGCCGACAACGGUCGUCGAGACGGCAAAUUUGUGCGGAGGGAGCCGGUCAAGUCGGAGCAUCCCAUUGUUCGGAUUCAUCCCGCAACUGGCCAAAAGGCGCUGUUCAUCAAUCCAGGCUUCACAAAGAGGAUUGUCGGCCUUCGAGAUGAGGAAUCAAAUGCGCUGCUGAAGCUCCUGUUCAAGCAUAUCAACAACGGCCAGGACUUCCAAGUCCGCGUCAAGUGGGAAGAGGGAACUGUCGCUCUCUGGGAUAACAGAGUGACGGCGCACACUGCCAUCUCGGACUACAACGUCCACAACCCACAGGAAGGGCUGCGACACGGCUUUCGGAUCACCACUUUGGCUGAUAAGCCGACGGGGGUCAAUGGCUUAGAGUCCACGUGGUAG